GGCCCCAGCUCUGCUGGCACGGGAAAAUUCUGGCUGCCAGUGGGGUGAGGAUCGGGACAGCCCUGGAACCGCUGGCAGGAUGACCAGUCCGGCUCCAAGGAACAGCCAUCCAGAGGUGGCCCGGAAAACCCUCUGCAGGAGCCCCUUUCUCAGCAUCAAGUUCUUUGUGUUCUGCCAUGGGCUGCUGCAGCUCUCCCAGCUCCUGGUCUCGGGCUACCUGAAGAGCUCCAUCUCAACCAUCGAGAGACGCUACGGCCUCUCCAGCCAGACCUCGGGGCUGCUCGCUUCCUUCAACGAGGUUGGGAACACGCUGCUGAUCGUCUUUGUCAGCUACCUGGGGAGCCGCGUGCACCGGCCGCGCAUCAUCGGCUGUGGGGCCCUGCUCGUGUCCCUGGCUGGAUUCCUCAUGGCCCUGCCCCAUUUCCUCACCGGCCCCCACGAGUACGACCAGUCCGUGGCCAGCACCUUCAGCAACGCCACCGACCUGUGCCAGCCGCAGCCCGGGGCCCCGGGGGGCUGGGCCAACCUGAGCGAUGCCAGCUGCACCCCACGCGCCUCCAGGGAGAACCACGAGGUUCUCCUGGUCAUGUUCAUGGCCCAGGCACUGCUGGGCAUCGGUGGCGUGCCCAUCCAGCCCUUUGGCAUCUCCUACAUCGAUGACUUCGCCAGUGAGAGGAACUCCCCCCUCUACCUGGGAAUCCUUUUCUCCCUGACAGUCAUUGGCCCGGGAGUGGCCUUCAUGCUGGGCUCUGCAAUGCUGAGGUUUUACGUGGACAUCGACAAAGUCAGCGCAGCUGAGGUGCAGCUCACCAACAAGGACCCGCGCUGGGUCGGGGCCUGGUGGCUCGGGUUCCUGGUGGCCGCCAGCCUGGUGGCCCUGUCUGCCCUGCCGUACUUCUUCUUCCCACGGGAAAUGCCGAAGGAGGUGGUGAGAGAGAAGGACAGAGGCAGCAGGAAGAGGAAGGACAUGCUCAGCCAGCUCAGGCCGAGAUCCCAGCACACGGAGAGCCUCUCUCUCAUGGAGUUCAUCAGACGUUUUCCCGUGGUGCUGCUGAGGAACCUGCGGCACCCUGUGUACCUGCUGGUGGUGCUGGCUCAGGUCAGCAUCUCUGCCAUGGUUGCUGGAUUAGCAACGUUCAUGGGCAAGUUCCUGGAAAGACAGUUCUCCCUCACAGCCUCCCUGGCCAACAUGGUCAUUGGUGCUGUGAACAUCCCUGGGGCCAUGGUCGGGAUCGUGGUGGGCGGUGCCAUCCUGAAGCGGUUCCAGAUGUCUCUGAGGCAGUGCAGUGCCCUGUGUGUCCUGGGCAUGCUGCUCUGCCUGCUCACAGCUUUUCCCCUGCUCUUCCUGGGCUGCCCCACGCAGAAAGUGGCAGGCGUCACCUACUGGGACAGCUCUGGGUUUGGACGCCGCGUCCUGGAGUGCAACGCGCAGUGCCACUGCCCCGAGACGGGCUUCAACCCCAUCUGCGGCUCUGACGGCGUGGAGUACACCUCACCCUGCUCCGCUGGCUGCGGCAGCGUCCACAUCCACACUGACAGUUCUGUCCUGAACUACACCAGGUGCAGCUGCAUCAUGGGACCGGGGCCGGCGGGGUUCGCCAGGCCAGGCACCUGCGGCACCGGCUGCUCCCACCUCUUUGUGCCCUUCGUGGUCCUGUCCUGCCUGGCAGGGAUCCUGGCCAGCACGUCCCACACGCCGUCCUUCAUGCUCAUCCUCAGGAGCAUCCAGCCUGAAGACAAAUCAUUUGCUGUUGGGAUACAGUUCAUGCUGCUGAGAGUUUUAGCGUGGAUGCCGGGCCCGGUGCUUUAUGGCAGUGCCAUCGACACCACGUGCGUGCUGUGGGAGAGGAGGUGUGAGCGCAGGGCAGCCUGCAGAUACUAUGACAAUACCCUCUUCAGGCGCAGGUAUCUGGGGCUGCAGUUCUUCUUCGAGGUGGGCGCCUUCCUGUGUUUCGGGGCCGUGUACGUGAUCCUCAGAAAGCAGGAGAGGCAAGCCAGCUGGGCAGAGGAGACAAAGGCAGAGCCAGAGAAGGAGAAGCUGGCAGGAAACUCCACGAAGAGCCCGGAAUCCAAAGUGUGA
Cinclus cinclus is the source of this 2080-nucleotide messenger RNA. RefSeq names its product solute carrier organic anion transporter family member 2B1 (gene SLCO2B1). Gene Ontology annotation, molecular function: protein binding; bile acid transmembrane transporter activity. Lineage: Eukaryota; Metazoa; Chordata; Aves; Passeriformes; Cinclidae. The transcript has 15 exons. Gene Ontology annotation, cellular component: membrane. Gene Ontology annotation, biological process: transmembrane transport; bile acid and bile salt transport; sodium-independent organic anion transport. The record is from RefSeq and is a predicted model, not a curated record. Bases 80 to 2080 code for a protein of 666 amino acids.